AUGAUGAUGCAAGAAUCUCUCAUUUCCAUUCUACUUCUACUAUUAGCACUUACCUUCUACUCCACCACCACUUCAGCUCAACUCGCACCAAUUCAACCUCCAACAUCAUCUCCUCCAGCACCACCUUUACCUCAACCAUCACCGCCAUCACCGGUAGCGGCUUUGCCACCGGCUACAGCACCAGCUCCAGGACUCAACACUGUUCCCCUGGUACCAGUUACACCCAGUGGCGCCCCCACACCCAUUAUCCCAAAAGGUCCCACUUUUGACAUUGUCAACAUUCUCAGAAAAGCAAAGAGAUUCUCCGUUCUCAUUCGGCUACUGAAAACCACACAACUGAUAAACCAACUCAACUCACAGCUCGUGACUUCAGGUUCAGGAGGGUUAACCCUAUUUGCACCAGAAGACAGUGCAUUCUCAAAACUAAAAGCAGGGUUCCUCAACACUCUCAGUGACAGACAAAAGGUGGAGCUAUUGCAAUUCCACACACUUUCUUCCUUCAUAUCAAUCUCAAACUUUGAUACCCUCACCAACCCUGUUCAAACACAAGCCGGUGACGACGCUCAAAGGCUGCAACUCAACGUCACCACUUACGGUGGCAGCCAAGUCAACAUGGCAACCGGCGCCGUCAACGCCACCCUCACAGGCACCGUGUACGCGGACAACAAGCUCGCCAUUUAUCAGGUUGACAAGGUGCUUCUCCCUCUUGACCUCGUGCUUCCCAGCAAAGCUCCGGCGCCGGCGCCGGCCCUCGCCAAGGGAGGUUUACCUAAGUCUGGUAAAACGAAUUCAUCGUCAGCAGAUGAUAGUAGUACCGGCGGUGAUGACAGUGAUAGUGGCGGCAAGGCUUUGCCGGUGGAUAUUUCUGAAGGUUCCAUGAUGUUGGUUAAUGUUGUUCUUAUUGGAGUGGGUUUGGUGAGUGGAGCAAUGAUAUGA
This is a messenger RNA of Gastrolobium bilobum, 936 nucleotides long. Its product is annotated as fasciclin-like arabinogalactan protein 11. The record is from RefSeq and is a predicted model, not a curated record. The coding region runs from base 1 to 936 and encodes 311 amino acids. Lineage: Eukaryota; Viridiplantae; Streptophyta; Magnoliopsida; Fabales; Fabaceae. The transcript has a single exon.